This is a messenger RNA of Suillus clintonianus, 2648 nucleotides long. RefSeq names its product glycoside hydrolase family 89 protein. Lineage: Eukaryota; Fungi; Basidiomycota; Agaricomycetes; Boletales; Suillaceae. The transcript has 3 exons. Bases 352 to 2631 code for a protein of 759 amino acids. The record is from RefSeq and is a predicted model, not a curated record.
CGUAAGCUCUGGGUAUGGCCCCUGUCUUCCUCCCGGGCCGACGUGGGCCGUGGGAAAGUGUUGUUAAACGUUUACAAACGUUCGCUUUGCUGAGAAUAUCGUCUUCUUUGAUACCGCGGACCUCACGUUCGCAUCUUCUCAGCGACAUCAUGAUGCGGCUGCCGCUGUCAAUACAAUAUUCCCGAUCUGCAAGCACUCGGAGUCAACAUGUGAUGGUUGGUCGCCUGUGAUCGUGCGUAGUCUGGUCGAACCUGAUAUAAAUAAGCAUGAGGACUUCCUUUCUGCCUCCUCACCCCCAGGGUUCUACUCGAGCACCGGUUAAGAUCUGGACUCUUCUUUUAUCUGGUCUCCAUGAGGCUUCUCGCAAGACUCAAGUCCACCCUACUUUUAGUUGUGGUUGCUCGCAUCAUUUCCACUUCUGCCCAUUCCAAUGACCUUAGUGGUCUGUACGCAUUGGUGAAAAGGCGCAUGCCUAGUCACUCUAACGCGUUCAUAUUUAAUCUGUCGACAUCCAUCAGCUCAGACGCGGACACGUUCAAAAUACGUGAUGCUUCGCAUGAUGAAGGAGAUGGAAGUGCGAAAAUUUACAUCGAGUGCACAACCAUAAGCGCUUGUGCAAGAGGGCUGUAUACCUAUGUCACGGAAUUCGGUGGUGUGGAUAUCUGGUGGACAGGUUCACGACUUGACCAGCUCCCCCAGCAGCUUCCCACCAUACAGGAGCCGGUAACCAGAAGUGCUAUUGUGCCGUAUCGUUAUUUCUUCAACACGGUCACGUUUGACUACACGACCGCAUUCUACACUUUCGAUGAUUGGUCUUUGCUUCUUGAUUGGCUCGCGUUGCGCGGUGUCAACCUCCCUCUGGCUUGGGUCGGUUACGAGUAUAUCCUGGUGGAAGUAUUUCGAGAGGCUGGGCUCACUGAUGCGGAAAUCGCAGGCUUUCUGUCUGGUCCUGCCUUCCAGGCAUGGAACAGGUUUGGUAAUAUACAAGGCAGCUGGAGCGGUGAUCUUCCAACGCAGUGGGUCAACAACCAAUUCGCUCUGCAAAAGCAGAUCAUUCCCCGUAUGGUUGAACUGGGAAUGAUCCCUGUUCUCCCAUCGUUUACCGGAUUCGUCCCCCGCGCUUUUCACAACUUGUAUCCAAACGCAUCCAUCGUCAACGGCAGCCAAUGGAGCGGCUUCCCCUCAGCAUAUACCAACGAUUCAUUCCUCGAACCUUUUGAUCCCCUUUUUGCAAGUUUGCAAAAGUCCUUCAUCGACAAACAGAUCGCCGCGUACGGCAACGUCUCUCAUAUCUACACGUUGGACCAAUACAAUGAGAAUGAUCCCUACAGCGGCGAUCCCGCAUAUCUUCAAAACGUCACCUCAGCCACGUUUGCAAGUCUGCGAGCAGCCGACCCGGAGGCUAUAUGGCUCAUGCAAGGCUGGUUAUUCUUCAGUGAUCAAACAUUCUGGACCACCGAGCGCGUGCAGGCAUAUCUCGGCGGUAUCCCGGGAAACGAUAGCAUGAUCAUCCUUGAUUUAUACAGCGAGGCGCAGCCUCAAUGGGAGCGACUGAGCUCGUACUAUGGAAAGAAAUGGGUCUGGUGCGAGCUGCACGACUAUGGUGGCAACAUGGGCUUUGAAGGGAACUUCAUGAAUGUCACCGCAGAGCCACUGCGCGCCUUGACAUCACCUGGUUCCUCUAUGGUUGGCAUGGGCUUGACGCCUGAGGGUAUGGAAGGGAACGAGAUUAUUUACGAUGUUCUGCUUGACCAGGCUUGGUCUCCUACAGCUAUCAACAGGACAUUGUAUGUGUCGGCCUGGGUAUCAAGGCGAUACUACAUCUCCGACCUCCCUUCAUCUGCUAUAAAUGCGUGGGAGAUCCUGGGGGCAACGGUCUACAGCAACCGAGAUCCAUCUUCACAAGCCACCGUGAAGAGUAUCUUGGAGCUAGCACCCGCACUCAGCGGGCUCGUUAACCGGACGGGACACCACCCAACUCUAGUCUUCUACGAUACGAACACGACUAUCGUCCCUGCCCUGCAGAUGCUCAUACAAGCAGGCUACGAGUCCAAAUCGUUGCUGAACAUUCCAGAGUUCAAAUAUGAUCUUGUAGAUGUCACACGCCAGCUGCUCGCGAACCGCUUCAUUACCCUCUACGAAACACUUGUUGCCACGUACGCAUCGAGUUCAUCCAGCAGUGCAACUAUCGCUGCAGCUGGUCAACCUCUCUUGCAGCUAUUGCAUGAUUUGGACGAGCUUCUGCUCACCAACGACUACUUCCUCCUCGCGAACUGGAUUAGUGCAGCCAGGAGCUUGUCGGAUGGAAACGCGUCAUAUGCUGCGUUCCUUGAGUACAACGCACGGAACCAGAUCACGCUGUGGGGUCCCACAGGUGAGAUCAAUGAUUACGCAUCCAAGCAGUGGGGUGGUCUCGUUGGCACAUAUUACGUUCCACGAUGGACGACCUUUGUAGAGCACCUGGUCGGCACGAAGGCAAAUGGCACUGCGUACAAUGCGACAGCUGUUGCAAACGCCAACCUUGUGAUUGGGGAGCAGUGGGAUGCUCAGACGUGGGGCCAGACGGUCAAUUGGAAAACAGUGGGCGACUCGUGGAGUAUGGUGCAAGCUUUGGCAACAAAAUAUACGUAAAAGGUUGUUGGUAUCUU